CAAGAAACUCUCUGAAAAAAUAGUCCAAGGUGUGUGUUACUAUUUUUUCAUUUUCCUUGCAUGCCAUGUUUGUUUGUUACAUUCUAUGUUCUUAAGUAAACAAAUGGGUCACUAGUAAUUUGGUUUUUGGAAGCUACUAGAAUCAGAAGAAGGAAAAGUUACAAUCUUUACAUACUACUCCUUUUAAGUUGUUUGAAUUGGGCCUCUAUCUCAAAUGCCUUCCAAUUAUGAUGAGGUUUUCAUGCAUCAAAGCUUGCUCUUUGAUGAUAGUCUACAGGAUUUGAAAAAUCUUAGAACACAAUUAUACUCAGCAGCUGAAUAUUUUGAACUCUCAUAUACAAAUGAUGACCAAAAACAAAUAUUGGUUGAAACAUUGAAGGAUUAUGCCAUCAAAGCUCUUAUAAAUACUGUGGAUCAUUUAGGUUCUGUGGCCUAUAAGGUGAGUGACCUAUUAGAUGAGAAGGUCGGUGAAGUUUGUGGCGAAGAGCUGCGUUUAUCGUGUAUGGAACAGAGAAUAAGGACAUGCCAUGCUUUUAUGGAUCAUGAGGGGCAUACACAACAGUCUCUAGUGAUCAGUACUCCAAAACAUCACAAACGUUACAUUUUGCCAGUUGGAGAAACUUUGCAUGGUACCAACAUAACAAAAUCAAAAUAUAUAGGAUGUCACCUAGAUGAUGAAGAUGAUUGGCAUCACUUCAGAAAUGCUGUUCGCGCUACAAUAAGAGAAACGCCAACGUCUACUUCAAGUAAAGGAAAUUCUCCAUCACCUUCUUUGCAACCUCAGAAAUCUGGAGAUUUUUCAUUCACUUCAACCAACAUGACCAAAAAAGAUUUAGAGAAAAGGACGGUUUCGCCACAUAGAUUUCCGCUUUCGCGUACCGGAUCAAUGUCAAGUAGAGAUAGAACACCAAAGACUAAUAGAUCAACUACUCCAAAUUCAAGCAACAGAACCACAAGUCCUUCCAAUGCAAGAAUAAGGUAUCCUUCGGAGCCGCGCAAAUCAGCUUCAAUGAGAUUAUCUUCUGAUAUAAACAACAUCAAAGAUAUAGAUCAACACCCUAGUAAAAGUAAACGUCUCCUUAAGGCCUUACUUAGCAGACACAAGUCUAAGAAGGAUGACACGUUAUACACUUACUUGGAUGAAUAUUGAUGAUAGUUUAAUACAAUUUCCUAUUGAAUGCAACAGAGUGGUUAUAUUCUAUCACUUCUGUUUUCUUCGAUUAUUACCGAUAUCUAUAUGUCAAUGUUGUUGUGUCUGAUGUCCGUGUUUGUGUUGAUGUUUUAUAGGUUUUGCUUUCCUGUUUUACCCAUUUGAUUGAAUAGUUUGCACCUCUUUGUUUCUUCCUUCUUAUUCUCUUCUUUUAAUGUUCAUUUCUUUAUGAUUUGAAAUGAACAUUUAUGUGGUAAUUUUGUUUUUGUUCUGGUUUUGCUUUUAUACGAUUUUAUUUUGAGCUUACAAUAUUUAUUGUGUGAUGUCUUAAUAAAGUUGUUCAUCAACUUCAUUUUAUUUAUUUU
Trifolium pratense (red clover) is the source of this 1515-nucleotide messenger RNA. Its product is annotated as protein ABIL2-like. Lineage: Eukaryota; Viridiplantae; Streptophyta; Magnoliopsida; Fabales; Fabaceae. The coding region runs from base 215 to 1150 and encodes 311 amino acids. The transcript has 10 exons. The record is from RefSeq and is a predicted model, not a curated record.